CGCUUUUUGGCCUGUUUGUUGCGCGUGGUGGCAGAAAACGGGGUAACAGACAGACAGACAGACACACAGAACGACUACCGUAUAGUAGUAUGUAACCCUCGCUGCGCAUGCGCGCCGAGGGUUAAUUAUGUAUGAGCUAUAAGGUUCAUACGAGAAUUCGUGAUUGGCGAGGUUUGGAGGGGGCAGUGUACCUGGUGAUGAUUUCUUCCUUUGGGGUUCCCGACCAGUACUAUUUACCUAGUACUCAUGUCCGUCAUAAUCACUUACCACAUCCUGCUGUAGAUGCCCACCAUUAACCACAUAGUCCACAAUGGACCAAGAGAGAUAACGGAUCCAAGGAUAUACACAC
This is a messenger RNA of Geodia barretti, 349 nucleotides long. The record is from the annotation of a GenBank genome assembly. Lineage: Eukaryota; Metazoa; Porifera; Demospongiae; Tetractinellida; Geodiidae.